Molecule: messenger RNA, 308 nt
Organism: Ficedula albicollis (Collared flycatcher)
Lineage: Eukaryota; Metazoa; Chordata; Aves; Passeriformes; Muscicapidae
Gene: TMSB4X
Product: thymosin beta 4, X-linked
Exons: 3
Coding region: 122-256 (44 amino acids)
Biological process (GO): actin filament organization; regulation of cell migration
Cellular component (GO): cytoplasm
Molecular function (GO): actin monomer binding
Source: RefSeq, a predicted model, not a curated record
UAGGCGCGGGGAUAAAACCGCCCCGCCAGCGAGCGCCCUUUAUACUGGCGUGCGGAGCGGCGGCAGCAGCGAGCGGCGGGACCGAGCAUCACCGCGCGGCGACACCGAGUCACCUGCCAACAUGUCCGACAAACCAGACAUGGCUGAGAUCGAGAAAUUUGACAAGUCCAAAUUGAAGAAGACAGAGACGCAAGAGAAAAACCCGCUGCCUUCAAAAGAAACAAUUGAACAGGAGAAGCAAGCGGGUGAAUCGUAAUGAAAUCUGCCCUUCCAAAUUAUGCACUGUACAUUCCACAAGCAUUGCCUUC